Cylicocyclus nassatus is the source of this 519-nucleotide messenger RNA. The record is from the annotation of a GenBank genome assembly. Lineage: Eukaryota; Metazoa; Nematoda; Chromadorea; Rhabditida; Strongylidae.
AUGUUGACUUGCCCUGUUCAGGUAAUCGACGAUGACAAAAAAUUCGCUGUUUCACUCAAUGUCUCACAUUUUCGCCCUGAAGACUUGAAGGUGCACCUCGAUGGCAGGGAACUGACAGUUGAAGGAAAGCAAGAACACAAGGGUGAAAACAGCUACAUUCACAGGGGCGAUGUAGAGCAAGCUCUCGGGCCAUUACGAGAAGCUGUUUCGCGUGGAAAUUUCGACUCUGCCGGGAAUCUAGUGGAGGUGAUGGAUGACGAUUAUAAGCUAGCCAUAUCGAUGAAUGUUGCUCAAUUUACUCCAAAAGAGUUAUCGGUGGAUGUAGAUGGACGUGUGCUCACCAUUGAAGGCAAGCAAGAGAAUGAGGAAAGCAAUGGAUCUUUCAUGAGAAGUUUUGUCCGGCAAUGGACCCUUCCUGAUGACGUCGAUGCAGAUCAGCUGAAAUGCACCAUUACUGAAGAUGGCUAUCUUGCUGUAGAAGCUCCGAAAAUUGUGCCGCCUAUUUUGGAAAGCGCAUAG